GCGUCCAUAGAUACCAAAAAAGAAUGGGCAGAAAAAUGCUCGCAAGUUUCUUUGUUGACAAGAAUUUGACAAGAAACAAAACAACAGCAAUGUAAGUGCAAAACUGUUGUUGUUGUUUUUUUUAUCGCUGUAAUCCUUGAAGUCGCAGAAUGGAAAUAAUCAGAGGAAGUUUAGAGGAUAUUUCCCGACCUGCUUCGAGUGAACAAACAGGUAGCCGUGUUUCCAGCGUGUCUUUACCUCAUCAUGACAGAAUUUGUCCAACAACUCCGUUUUCCCUUGUUGUUUUGACCAACGAUGCGUCUGAUAUUCAGAUCCAAAGCAACUCUGAAGAAACUGUUGUCAACUCUUCAGCCAAAGGCCCUGACAAAGGUCAUGCAAAUUUCACUGAUGAAGAGAAAGAAGAUUACAAGCUACAGAGAGCCAUUGAGGAAAUGAGACUCCUUGAUGAAAUGUUGUCUGAAAAGAUCUGCAGAGAAAAAGAAGUCAGGCGUCAAAGGAAGGAUCUUCAGGCAAGACUUUGGCAAGAGCUCCUGCAGAGUAAGCCUGAAGGUCACUCUGAAUGUGUUCAUGAGGCUCUGAACACAAGGUUGUUUCUGGCGCUUGAGGCACCCACUGGGACAGAUGAGGAGGAAAUCUUUAUGUCUGUGUUUGAAACUCAAGUUCCUGACUGUGAGCACACCACAGACAGCAAAUACAUGGAACGAAGUGAAAAGAUGCCAGACAGCAUGACAGAAUCAUUUGAAGUAGGCCAUGAGGAGAGUGGGGAAUUUGAAAGCAGCCACUGUGGAGCUUCCAAAGGCGAGAAAAAACAGAAGGACUUUGUCAAGAGAAACAUUGAGCUAAUAAGUGGUGAAGGGUCCGAGGUGGUUUUGACCCAGGCAGAGAGAGAGCGGCUGGCAGAGCUCCUGCAAGAAGUAGACGAAGCGGAAGAAGACAACGCCAGAGGGGCAGACAAUGAGGAGGACAUGUAUGCUGUGUCAGUCGCCACAGGCCAGGGCUACACCCCGGAGCCCUCCGACCUCGAGCAGCUGAAUACCAUUGAGUCCAAAAUUCGCCUUUACCUCCCUGCGGAAGAAUCUCUCUCAGUGCAAAGCUCAUACACAAACCUUGGAAGCAUGUCCCAGGGCAGCGGCUCACAGGUUGGCUGGACGUGCGAUGGGGACCCACAACCAGGAGAAGAGGUCCUGCAGGAUAUAAAGGAGAGAAGAGGGCAGGACCGGCGGCUCCAAGAGAUCCAACAGCAGCUGGAGCUCCUGGGUCAGAGCCAGGAGAUUACUAGUGAGUCACCGGACCUCACAGAGGAGCAGUUACUUAGUCUGCUGGAUGAAUGUGAACUAACAAAGGCCUGGGCCCAAGAUCUUCAGACACCGUGUCCCAGUUGAACCGCUGCUUUCAGAAUGCGUACCAAAAGAUGCUGUAUCACUGUGAUGUAGCCAGAGAACAAUAACUGGAUCUAAAGAUGUUCAAAUAAGAGACACAAUCAUUAUCAGAAGAGAUUUUCUCCUACGAUAAUAAUUGUUCUGUACAGCUUUUAAUGGAUGUAGAUGUAACAACAUUUUUCUCUAUGUCUACAGUAAUAUAACUAAUAAUUAACAUGUUUCACAAUUGUAAGGAUUGGAUAAAUUAUAGCUCUAACCUUUGGUAUAUGGCUAAA
Molecule: messenger RNA, 1654 nt
Organism: Labrus bergylta (ballan wrasse)
Lineage: Eukaryota; Metazoa; Chordata; Actinopteri; Labriformes; Labridae
Gene: fsip1
Product: fibrous sheath interacting protein 1
Source: RefSeq, a predicted model, not a curated record